Molecule: messenger RNA, 1902 nt
Organism: Musa acuminata AAA Group (dessert banana)
Lineage: Eukaryota; Viridiplantae; Streptophyta; Magnoliopsida; Zingiberales; Musaceae
Exons: 6
Coding region: 55-1731 (558 amino acids)
Source: RefSeq, a predicted model, not a curated record
GCUCGCAGAGCGCCAGACUCUCUCUCUCUCUCUCUCUCUCUCUCUCUCUCGGAAAUGGAGUAUGAGAGGAUUCACAAAGUUCAGAUGGGAGUAAUUUCUCCCAGUAAACUCAGGAUAAAACUAUUAGGAUCUCACGGUGGCAGAAAGAAGGAAGGAGGGAACAGUUCAUCCAGAACAUCCCCUUCCAAGCUAGAGGAAAUGGAGCACUCGAAGCACAGCCUAUUAGCUGGAGAUCUUGACGAAGAAGUUAGCUUGAAAGACUCCAAAGAUGCAUCUUCCCUGAAUGUUGGUGCGAGUUCGGAAGUUCCGAGAUUGGAGUUGUCUGUUAAGGAGGUUCUCGGCUAUGGACAAGGCGAUCAAACUCCGUCUUUCCGAAAGGAGUUUCUCCCCAAAGGGAAAGCUGACAUCUGCUGCAACAGAGCUCAGGACACUGUUAAAUCUGUUUCUGGCCUGGCUGAGCCAACCAGCAACUUGAGCAUGGUACAUCCGAUGCGAUUACCAGACGAAGAAAGCUUCGAUUAUGACAGUGGACAUGACAAUGGCAGUGCACGCAGCUUUGAGUUCCAUAAAGGCGAGAGACCAUCGCAGCAAGCGAGUAGCCCCUUUGUCAGGAAUCUUCCAUCCAAGUGGAACGAUGCAGAGAGAUGGAUUGUUCAUCGACAAAUUACGCAUGUCAAGUCAAAUGUUUCGAAGAAGACUGCUGCACUGAAUCUUGGGAGUCUCCAAGUCAUUUCCAACCGGGUGGUGUUUGUUCCGGAAUCUGCGAGUGCAGACCACAGGCACUCUCUUAUGCAGGAACCAGAUGCUAAAACGAGUAGUUCCACGAAAUCUACCUCACAAAAUGUGGCCGACAAGUUCUCUUUUGCUCCGAAUUCCUCGCAGUCCAGUUUGGAUUCGACUAGCGGGUUGACAGAUUUAUCUUCAGUUAACAGCACUUAUGGUGGUUGUUUUAAGAAAGAGUUUAAUCAUGCUGUCUCAGAAAAAUCUACGGCUAAAGCGACAGUCAGCCCGUUAGUGCAGUCGGUUUCGAUGAGAGAUGUGGGAACAGAGAUGACACCUAUUCCUAGCCAGGACCCAUCGAGGACUGAGACGCCUGUCGGAGCCACGACCCCGGCCCGUACUCCACUUUCUUCAAUACCAUCGAGUCCCAAAAAAGGAGCACAAGCAUCAUCUGCUGCAGAAGCAAAUACACAUGAUCAAUCAAGAAAGAGUGAGAACUCUGGGAACAGAGAAUUAUCUGACAAAGAACUGCAACUGAAAACAAGGAGAGAAAUAGCUGCCCUUGGCAUACAACUCGGUAAGAUGAACAUCGCUUCCUGGGCCAGUAAAGAUGACAUGGCACAUGCCUCUCCCCCCUUGGACCAGGAAAAGAUCAAGAAGACAGAAUAUGAAGCCCGUGCAGCAGCAUGGGAGGAAUCUCAAAAAUCUGAAUAUACUGCUAGGCAUAGACGAGAAGAGGCAAAAAUACAAGCGUGGGAGAACCAUCAGAAGGCAAAAUAUGAAACUAAACUGAGGAGAGUUGAGGCCCAAGCUGAACUGAUGAAAGCCCGAGCACAGGAUAAGUUGGUUGAGAAGCUAUCAUUAACACGCCGGCGAGUAGAGCACAAACAAGCCGUUGCUGAAGCCAAAAGGAAUCGACAGGCUGCUAUAACAGCUGAACAGGUAGAGCAGAUACGGCAAACCGGUCGCGUGUGUACACCGCAUAUCUGGUGCUGUAGUUGGUUUUUCUGAAUUGUAUCUCCAUAAUUUUGGAAUGAGUUGAGUUGCGGCUCAGUAUAGGAUUAAUGCAAGGCUCGACCCUUUUUAAUGAAUAUGAUGAGACAUAUUCUACUCAUCAACUGCAUACUGUCUCAAUGGAAGCCAUCAGAACUUUUUCUUCCAAUGUUAAACAUGCAUUCCUCA